Messenger RNA from Symbiodinium pilosum, 1785 nucleotides. Lineage: Eukaryota; Dinophyceae; Suessiales; Symbiodiniaceae. The record is from the annotation of a GenBank genome assembly.
AUGCUGGGGGCAAGUUGUUGGCAGGAUUCCACAAAAGGGGAGCGCCUCAGUGGUAUCGAAGCCACAAACUGCGAACACGUCUUCUCGGGCGUGGUCACUCAGGCCGACAGCGAUGAGCUGACACAGGAGAUGCUGGCCGCCAUGAUGCGAGAGGCUGACACAUCCAAUCCAACACCCAAAUCGCCCGGCGCGACUCUGCUGGACACGCCGGAGGAGGAUUUGCUUUCCUUGAAAGAUCGGGUGCGGCUUGCUAUGUAUUCCAAGCUCGAGGAUGGCUCCCUAGAACAGGCUGUGCAAGUGGCAGCUGACGCUGGAGGUGCGCAGCACUUCUCAGAUGUGCCGCCACCGCCACCACCAGAGGACCUCUGCGAAGAGGACCAGGAGCUGAAAGAGCCAGAAGUGGAGCCGGUACCGGCUGAGGAGACGCGGCGGCCCACGCCGCAGGACCUGGCAGCACUGCGGCGGCGCACCGCAGAGCUCCUGGCCCAGGCCGCAGACUCGGGCGGCUUGGGAGAGAUCCUCGCGGAGGUGAAGCGCGAGAUGUUCCUCGAAGUCCGGCAGCGCGUCGCAGGGCUCCUGACGGAGGCUGCGGACAACGGCGACUUGGAGAAGAUCUUGGAAGACGUAAAGGGUCCUCCGCUUCCGCAGGAGUUCGCCGAGAAGGAGACAAGCUUGCGGCAAAAGGCUGCGCGGCUGCUCACGGAGGCAGCAGACACAGGGCUGUUGGAGCGCGUGCUUCAGAAGGGCCUCGAAGGGCACAUUCAGGCAGAGGCAGAUCGGUUUGAGCUCGAGCGUAGGGAGGACCGCCAAGUUUGCCACGAGGCGCCUGACCAAGAUCUCGCAGAAGUCCGUGCCGCCGCCAAGGCGGCGCUUCUGGAGGCAGCCGAGACGGGAGCUUUGGAGCGCGCGGUGGCUGAUCUGAAGGUAAAAAAGCCUUUGGAGAAGUCGAAAGAGGACACAAAAAGCAAAGCUGCUGCGCUUCUCUGCGAGGCGGCUGAGUCGGGGCGCCUGCAGCAGGCGCUCUCCGAGGUGAGGCAAACGUUUACGGUUUCCCAAAAAGAGGCCCUGCUGGCUGUACGGCAGCGCGCAGCGGGGCUCCUCUCAGAGGCUGCAGUGGACGGUAAGCUGGAAAGGAUCUUGACCGAGAUCGGGAAGGAGGAGAUCCAAACUAGCCGCCGGGUCGAGGUGGACGUGCGCAGUAAGGUCCGGACGCAGCUGCAGGAGGCUGCUUUGGACGGCCGGUUGGAGGCUGCGCUGGCCAACGCUUCAGAGGACCGUGCCCUCGACAGCCUCAGGCCUCAGGAGCCUCAGGAGCCUCAGGAGGCUGCGCCACAUGCUGCGCCGGCGGAGGCUGCACGACAGAGGAUCAGGGCGCGGCUCUUGGAAGGGCUGGAGGAUGGACGUCUGGAGCAGGCUGUGGCGAAGGAAGCGAAACAUGCGAGCGCAGCGAAAGUGACGAGUGCGGUGACGAAGGUGACGAUGGAGGAGUUCUCGGCCAAGAUGUUCCUGGAGGCCUUUGCUGAAAAAGGCCAACGGUUGCAGAGUCUGCUGCGCAGCAUCGCCGAGGCCGAAGUGCAGAUCCGUCUGCGGGAGCAGCGCUGCCAGCAGCUGCAGGCUCGAGUGUCUGAGAACAAGCUGGAGCUGGCGCACUUGGACCUAGACUCCGAGUGGUGCGCCAAGCUGCUCGAGUCUGCCGAGGAGCGGCGCAAGGCUCUGCAGCAGAGCCAGAGGAGGCUCUUGGGCACCCUGCACGGGAAGAUGCACGAGCUUGCGAGUGCGAGCUGA